Messenger RNA from Eriocheir sinensis (Chinese mitten crab), 1344 nucleotides. RefSeq names its product calcitonin gene-related peptide type 1 receptor-like. The transcript is spliced from 10 exons. Gene Ontology annotation, molecular function: calcitonin receptor activity. The record is from RefSeq and is a predicted model, not a curated record. Gene Ontology annotation, biological process: adenylate cyclase-modulating G protein-coupled receptor signaling pathway; cell surface receptor signaling pathway. NCBI's taxonomy places the organism in Eukaryota, Metazoa, Arthropoda, Malacostraca, Decapoda, Varunidae. Gene Ontology annotation, cellular component: plasma membrane. The annotation marks the transcript as partial.
UCUCCACCCCCAGGCCCAUACUGCCCCCGGACCUUCGACGGUUGGUCCUGCUGGAACGAUACGCCCGCCGGCACCCGCGUCUACGUGGCCUGCCCAGAAUUUGUGCCCGGCUUCCACCCUUCCCGUCUCGCUUACAAGGACUGCGACGAAAACGGCUCCUGGUUCAAGCACCCUCACGCGAACACCCCCUGGUCCAAUUAUACAACCUGCGUCGACGUAAAUACCUAUGGGCUUCAUGACACAGUGAACAGCGUCUACAUCGCCGGCUACUCCAUCUCCCUCAUCGCCCUCUCCGUCUCCCUCUUCAUCUUCUGCUUCUUCAAGUCCCUGAAGUGCAAGCGCGUCACCAUCCACAAGAACCUCUUCGCCAGCUUCAUCGUCAACAACGCGAUGUGGCUGGUGUGGUACAAGUGUGUGGUCGAGAGCACCCACGUCCUCUUCAACAACAGUUUGUCCUGCCAGGUCCUACACGUCUUUCUGCACUACUUCCUCGUGUCCAACUACUUCUGGAUGUUCUGCGAAGGACUCUACCUGCACACGCUCCUGGUGGUCGCCUUUGUGGCUGAGGACAGGAUCAUGAAGUGGUUCUUUAUGCUCGGUUGGGGCGCUCCGGCAGUGCUCAUCACCAUCUACGCCAUCGCCCGGGGAGUCAGCGGGGAGCAGAAUCGGCACUGCUGGAUCGAGGAUGGGCCAUACAACCACAUCCUAAAUAUCCCGGUCGUUGCGUCUCUCUUCCUCAACCUGUUCUUCCUCAUCAACAUCGUCCGGGUCCUGGUGACGAAGCUACGCGCUGUCAAUACGGGUCCUGACACUCACUCCACUCGCAAGGCUGUCCGCGCCACGCUCAUCCUCAUCCCCCUGCUCGGCCUACACUACAUCCUGCUGCCCUUCCGCCCCCCCGAAGGCUCCCCGGGCAUGGGCGUCUACCUGAUCAUCUCCGCCCUGGCUGUCUCUUUUCAGGGUCUGCUCGUGUCGCUGCUCUUCUGUUUCUUCAACGGAGAGGUGCUCGGGAUCUUCAAGAAAAAGUGGAACCAACACAAGCUCAUGAAGGAGGGACCCAACUCCACGGCGGCCAUGACCUUCUCGUACAUGAAGUCCAGCAUGGCGGAUGGCAACACGACCGUCACCAACUACGGGACGACCAUCGAGGGAGACGACGUGUAAGGGGAUGCAGAGGGACGAGGAGAAGAUGAUAGAGAGGAGAGGACGACGAGAGGAAGAUGAUGGAAAGAAGAUGGCCGGAAGAUGGUGGUGUAAAGAAAGUUAGUCGACGAGAGAGAAGAUGAAGAACAGCGAAUCACAGAGAAAGUGAAAGUGAAUGAAAGUGAAACAGGAGAAUAUGAC